Molecule: messenger RNA, 1187 nt
Organism: Xyrauchen texanus (razorback sucker)
Lineage: Eukaryota; Metazoa; Chordata; Actinopteri; Cypriniformes; Catostomidae
Exons: 11
Coding region: 456-1187 (243 amino acids)
Biological process (GO): protein desumoylation
Cellular component (GO): nucleus
Molecular function (GO): deSUMOylase activity
Source: RefSeq, a predicted model, not a curated record
GUCAAAAAGUUGGAAAGCCUUUGACUGCUGUGCAGACCUUACAGUGCAUCAAGGUAAAUAAGUGCAGUAACAUACAGUAUAGGCCUACAUAUACUAGCCUAAACCUACUUUAUACACACUAAACUUACUUUACAUUUUAUUUACUUGAUAGGUUUCUGCUGUUUGGGAGCUUGUUGGCAUUGAUUUAACUGGACCAUUACCUGAAACUGCAGAUGGCUUUAAAUACAUCCUCACAGCCACAGACUAUUUCUCUAAGUGGGUUGAGGCUUUUCCUUUAAAAACCAAGACAGCUGCUGAAGUUGGAAGACAUCUCUGUUCCAUCAUUUAUAGGCAUGGUUGUCCCCAGAGAAUUCUCUCAGAUCAGGGAAGGGAAUUUGUAAAUGAUCUUAACCACAGGCUUUGUGAAAUGUUGUGCAUCAAAAGAAGUGUGACAGCAGCUUAUCAUCCUCAAACGAAUGGCCUGGAUGAAAAGACCAACGACAACAUUAAACGUAAUGAAGGUCUGGGCUGCAAAUGUCACUGGUCAGGUUGAAGCAGUUGUUGGGCCAUAUAAGCUCUAUGACUCUUCUUUUCACUCACUGCAAGGGACCGAGUGGCUUUCUGAUGAAGUCAUUGAUGCAUACCUGCACCUGGUCGUUGAAAAACAACAGAACCACGUACACCAGCUUUGUGCAGUUGUUGCUCGUUCGUUGUUUGCUGGACAGUUCAGAUGCCUAGGGAAGAUGAAGUUUCCCAUUGAGGACAUUUGGCUGUGCCCUGUGAAUGUUGGAGCACAUUGGAUUCUUGUGAUUAUCAACAUGCCUGAAAAAACGCUCCUCCUGAUUGACCCAAUGGGAAAUGAAUGUUCUUAUGAACAUAAAAUUCUGCGGAACUGGAGGAAUUUUUUAAAACUGAGGUGUGAUGGGCAAACAGCCCAGUGGCAAUUACGGACCCUGAAGCACGACCAGCAGAUGGAUUCCAGCAGUUGUGGAGUAUUGGUAUUGAAUUUUGCUGAACGAUACCUGCUGACAGGAGCGAUCAGCGAUGUUCAGACUACGCCUGAAGCUGUCAGCUCAGCACGCAUUAAAGUAGCCUGCGCACUUCUUGGAUGUCGAGGUAAUGCAGAGGAGUACUGUGUGCUUUGCAGCAUGCUGGAAGACGACCCCAAUGAAAGCAUGAUUGAAAUGGUACAGUGUGAGCUGCAAUAG